Molecule: messenger RNA, 4733 nt
Organism: Salmo salar (Atlantic salmon)
Lineage: Eukaryota; Metazoa; Chordata; Actinopteri; Salmoniformes; Salmonidae
Product: alpha-taxilin
Molecular function (GO): syntaxin binding
Source: RefSeq, a predicted model, not a curated record
GAUUGUCAGUUACGCACUUCCGUGGUUCAUGACGUGUUUCCUGUGUCGGUUGGCAGGAGGAAACGCAGCAGGCAACACAAGUGUAUUUAUUGAGUUGGAUCAAGAAGACAUUUCAUCAUGAAGGAACAGGACACACAAGAGUCGUCCACGCAGGGCAGUGAUGCAGCCCCUGGCACGGGAGAGAUGGAGGGAAGCAAGGCGGAAAAAGAUGUUACAGACGCUGACAGCCUUAAAGAGCAAGAGCAGGACAUGCCUUCACAAGCUGAUGGGGAUGAAAGUGCAGUGGCUGCCGUUUCCAACACAGCAGAGUCUGCAGCCGUCCCCACGGUCCCACCUGUAGCAGACCCUGUACCCCUCCCAGUCUCCACUGUAGGAGACCCUGUACCAGUCUCCACUAUAACGGCGGUGGUGUCGUCUCAGUGUGACAUGGCUGAGGAGCUGAGCCGCCAGCUGGAGGACAUCCUCAACACCUACUGCCUGGAGGACAACGGGGAGGACGGAGUUAACCUGCCCAAUGGCCAAUCACACUGCCCCGUGCUCAAUGGCCUGGCCAAUGAGAAGGAGUUAGAUGUCAAGCCGGGGGAGGUCAAAGUGAACGCCAGCGGAGUGGAGAAGGAGAAAGUGAGGAUUCAAGAGAAGAAGAAGGUGAAGGGUCUGGGUAAAGAGAUCACCCUGCUGAUGCAGACCCUGAACACUCUGAGUACACCAGAGGAGAAACUGGCAGGCCUCUGUAAGAAGUAUGCUGAACUGCUGGAGGAGCAGCGGAACAAUCGGAAGCAAAUGCGUGUCCUGCAGAAGAAACAGUCUCAGCUGGUGCAGGAGACGGACCACCUGAGGAACGAACACAGCAAGGCCAUCCUGGCACGCAGCAAACUGGAGUCACUAUGUAGGGAGCUGCAGAGACACAACCGCACACUCAAGGAUGACGGGAUGCAGCGUGCACGUGUGGAGGAGGAGAAGAGGAAGGAAGUGACAUCACACUUCCAGGUGACUCUGAAUGACAUCCAAGCCCAGAUGGAGCAGCAUAAUGAGAGGAAUGCUAGUCUGAGGCUGGAGAACUCUGAGCUGGCAGAGAAGCUCAAGAAACUCAUCCAGCAGUACGAACUACGAGAGGAGCACAUUGACAAGGUGUUCAGGCAUAAGGAACUGCAGCAACAGCUGGUGGAUGCUAAGCUACACCAGGCUCAGGAACUGCUCCUGGAGUCAGAGGACCGCCAUCACAGAGAGAAGGACUUUCUGCUGAAGGAAGCGGCAGAGUCUCAGAGGAUGUGUGAGCUGAUGAAGCAGCAGGAGGUCCAUCUCAAACAACAGCUGUCCUUAUACACAGAGAAGUUUGAGGAGUUUCAGACCACUCUUUCAAAGAGCAACGAGGUGUUCACCACAUUCAAACAGGAGAUGGAGAAGAUGACAAAGAAGAUCAAGAAGCUGGAGAAGGAGACGACCAUGUAUCGCUCCAGGUGGGAGAGCAGCAACAAGGCCCUGCUGAAUAUGGCUGAGGAGAAAACUCUGCAGGAGCGUGAGUUUGACAGCCUCCAGGGGAAGGUAGGGAGGCUGGAGAAGCUUUGUCGGGCGUUGCAGAACGAACGCAACGAACUCAGCAAAAAGGUCCAGGACCUGAGCGCCGGCCCCGAGGACGACACCAACCCAGGAGAUGAAUCCACCUCCCUCCCCCCCAUAGACUCCCAGGAGCCCAGCCCAGACCCUGACGACACCACCACCCCUAGCUCCCCCACACCCUGCUGCCACUUCAGCCCAGAGUUGGACACUGAGAACCAGGCCUGUGCAGUCCCCCUCACUGCCCAGGAAUGAAACCUCUCGCCUGGGCAACAACGCUCACACUCUCCUCUUCACCAACCAACUACCAGCCUGCAAGCCAAGCCACGACUAAUGUAGGCUUCAAGAGUGUGGGUGUGUGUAAUUCCCUCAGGAAUAAGAUGAAGUUGUCCCCAAACCACAGAUCUAGGAUCAGUUUCCAUUUCGUCCAGCCUAAUUUAAAACCCAAUAGGGCGGUGCAAGAAAAUCUGGUCCUGGAUCUGCAGUCAGGUAGCAGCUUCUACUUACUCUGGUUCUCCCCCCUGGAGAGUUGAAGGUGAUGUCAGUCAGGGAAGAUUGUGCCGCCUUGAAGGUUCUUAUCCUGCGUUUUGGUCUUUUGUCCAUUCCUUUGAGAACUCCUGUACACAAUGUUCAUGUAAAUCACAAGCUAAAGAAAGUCUGUGCCCCAAAUGUCACCCUAUUCCCUAAAUAGUGCCCUAUAUUUCACCAGAACCCUAGAUAAUGUUGGACCAGAAGAGUAUUUAGUAGGUGUGUCUCCAUCGGUCUUUUUGUGUGUGUGUGUGUGUGUGUCUGUCAUAUAGAGAGACGGUGAAGCUGCAGAUGUCUGGCCACAGUUGGACUUCAACCCAGAGCAUCAUCAUCAGUGUGUAUAUCUCUAGGUUGGGGAUGUCUUGAAAAUAGGCACUUUCUUUCAUUCUGUUCUAGAUAUCGUUGUUUAUCCCAGAACCAGAGGUCCAGAGCGUUAGUGGAUUCAUUCUGUUCUAGAUAUCGUUGUUUAUCCCAGAACCAGAGGUCCGGAGCUUCAAUGGAUUCAUUCUGUUCUAGAUAUCGUUGUUUAUCCCAGAACCAGAGGUCCAGAGCGUUAGUGGAUUCAUUCUGUUCUAGAUAUCGUUGUUUAUCCCAGAACCAGAGGUCCAGAGCGUUAGUGGAUUCAUUCUGUUCUAGAUAUCGUUGUUUAUCCCAGAACCAGAGGUCCAGAGCGUUAGUGGAUUCAUUCUGUUCUAGAUAUCGUUGUUUAUCCCAGAACCAGAGGUCCAGAGCGUUAGUGGAUUCAUUCUGUUCUAUAUAUCGUUGUUUAUCCCAGAACCAGAGGUCCAGAGCGUUAGUGGAUUCAUUCUGUUCUAGAUAUCGUUGUUUAUCCCAGAACCAGAGGUCCAGAGCGUUAGUGGAUUCAUUCUGUUCUAGAUAUCGUUGUUUAUCCCAGAACCAGAGGUCCAGAGCGUUAGUGGAUUAUGUACGUAUUCUUUAGGAAUUUUGCACAAUCGGUGGAUCCACACAAAGUACUCUUAAACCAGGGGUGUGUAAUCUCUAGGAACCAACAGGAAGCAAAUAAGGCAAACCAGGGAAGGGACUGAUCUGAACUUGUCCAAUAAGAAACUUGUUUUCCGUUGCAAAAUGUUACGCUACGGUGUGCACUACUGAAUACACCUGUGUUUUGGUUUGUUUCUUUAUAUCAUGUUACACAGCAAGAGUUUGUAGACUGUUUGAUAUGUUAACACCAGUGUAUCUAAUGGAGAAACACCACGAUAGAUAGAUGGAUGGAUGGAUGGAUAGAUAUAUAUCAGUCACAUGUUUUCUUAAUUGUUAAGUAAUUGAGAUUUUUUUUUGUUCGUCAUCAUUCCCACAAUAUGCAUGUAUCCAUUCCACACGCUCAUAUUCCUUGUUUUCAAAUUUAAUUCUACAACAUUUGAUCCCAUGGAAUGUUUUUCAUGCUGCCUUUCCUUGCUAUCAUGACCAUGUAUAUGUUUAAGAUGUAAGAUUCCAUAACCACUGAAACAGAUAUUGAAAUGUACUGACCAAGGUGGCUACCAAUAAUGAAUUCCUGUGUGUGGGUGAGUAUACGCAUCUUAGCAAGAUUGUUGAAUCACAACUCGGAUAGUUCGAUUUGUUAAUCAGGUGCAGUAAUAAAAUAUUUUAACUGAUAUUUCUAUGCAACCCCAGCCUCGCUAUUUAGUUUUGUGGCAGUUUGAUUUGACAAGAACUUAACAGAGAAUGUAUUAUCCGCUCCAGUCCUCGACACACUGUCCUGGGGUGUAUUCACUAAGAACCAAACGUUAGGAAACAGAAUGUAAUCGGGAGGGAACUACCUGAAUUCAUCCAAUAGAAACUUGUUUUCGGUUGUAAAAUGGUUUGUGAAGGUGUACACACUAAUGAAUACACCCCCAGACGUAAACACUCAGCUGACCCGAACUACAGAUCUAGGAUCAGAUUACUCUAGCCCAUUCCUAACCACAGAUCUAGGAUCAGAAUACUCUAGCCCAUUCCUAACCACAGAUCUAGGAUCAGAAUACUCUAGCCCAUUCCUAACCACAGAUCUAGGAUCAGAAUACUCUAGCCCAUUCCUAACCACAGAUCUAGGAUCAGAGUACUCUAGCCCAUUCCUAACCACAGAUCUAGGAUCAGAAUACUCUAGUCCAUUCCUAACCCUGACCAUUGGGAAGGUGAAACAACUGACCCUGUAUCAGUGGUUAGUGGCAAUGUCUACCUUCUCCUAUAUAAACCGUGUAGUGUUCAAGUUGACAUGGUUAUGACUGGUGCCAGUCAGUGUGUUACCCAUACUGUUUUAAAAAAGGAAGACUAAUUUUCUCUUCUGUACACUUGUUGAACAGGAAGUUUAUUUUCACUAUCAAGAGUUAUGUCGGAAAAAGAAUAGGUGAAAUUAUUUCAAUGAAAGUCUGCAUAAAUUGUCUUUCUGUCGUGUACACUUGCUGUGUCUUCCAUGUUUCAGAUUGUAGUCCAGGUCCGGGGGCUGCAGUUUGAGGAAUGCAAUAUUUGUCUUUAAACUUAUUUCUUUCAUAAUCACACAGUUUAUCGUAAUCACAAGACAACCCUUAUUUCCUUUGUCUCCUAACACUGACUCAGCCAUGUUGAUCAAUAACCAAAUAGUGUUUCUAUUUUCCUAUACUUUUGUCUUAUCCUGUGUACUUUAAUUACUCGCUCAUUAAAAUAUGUAUCUGUUA